Molecule: messenger RNA, 2621 nt
Organism: Monosiga brevicollis MX1
Lineage: Eukaryota; Choanoflagellata; Craspedida; Salpingoecidae
Exons: 20
Coding region: 1-2556 (851 amino acids)
Biological process (GO): activation of GTPase activity; nucleocytoplasmic transport
Cellular component (GO): cytosol; nucleus; perinuclear region of cytoplasm
Molecular function (GO): GTPase activator activity; small GTPase binding
Source: RefSeq, a predicted model, not a curated record
AUGUCAACGCCUCCUCUCUCUUGUAUCCGUCGCUUUUGGCUCUCUCUCUCUCUCUCUCUCUCUCUCUCUCUCUCUCUCUCUCUCUCUCUCUCUCUCUCUCUCUCUCUCUCUCUCUCUCUCUCUCUCUCUCCUCGAUUGUCAGAUUUGAAAGGCCGAUAUCGUCACUGCAUUCGUGAAAGCAUGCGAACAACACUCGCUCUCUCCCUUGUUCAUUCUACACCUCUUCAGUACAACCUCGCCAACCUCUCUCUCUCUGAAAGGAAAAAGGGCCCCUCCUCCGGUGUUCCGCCUAAUCCGUGCAACGCCACGCGUAGCAUAGCCGUCAUCCAAGCUCGCUUCCGCUCGGGGCAGGGAUUUCUAUUGGCCCCGUCGCACCGCACAACCGCCCGCCUCCCUAACGAGGCCUCUCUGGCCUGCUCCUCCGAUAUCCGGCAUGACGCUGGUUCGGAUCUCGGUGCCAGCGCCUUGCUCGCGGCUUGGAUUGAAGGCUAUGCCCAGCAUCUUCUCAGCCGUCAAACCUCGUCGGAUCGCACCGUCGCCUUUCACUUUUGCGAGUGCACCCCAUACUCUCAUCUUCAACGCACCACACUUUGCAAGCUCAUCACCGACCUGGAGCUACAGCUCGGCCAACACGAUGCUGCCCCUCUCCACCUCCUCAAUGUCAACGCCCUUAUCGCCAGGCUGCAGGCCCUCCUUUCCCGCAAUCAGCGACCGGCCAUCAUCCUCCUGACAGACCUUCAACUCUGGAGCCUCGGCAGUUCCACCUCGGACCUCACCUGGCUCACUGAGCUCGCGUCUCGGCCCAACACAACCCUCGUACUAGCCACGAGCGAAAGCAAGCUGACGCGUCAUUUUAAGCGAACCCCCGGCUACCACCGCUACCCACUUUUAACGCGUGAUCGCAACGCCGUCAUGGCUGAAACCGCCGCUACCAUGUCCCACGCGCUCGGUACCUCGGUCCACGUUGGCCAGCUCUUCCCAGUCUUUCAGGAGAUCAAGGAUACCCAUGUAAAAAGUCACCACCGCUCCGCCUCUUCCCUCAUCAAUAGGAACGUGGCGCGCCUUCUGGCUCGGGCCUCUGCAGCGCUAGCUCUUGGCGAAGAAAAGCCCUCGCUCCGCACAGAUGCUGCCAUCCGACAUGCGCUUCAGCUUUCGGCUCAACCUAGCCAGCAAAAGCGCAUGGAGAGUGUUUUGGAUGCCGUUCUUGCGACGCACAACUCCGUCCGCCGCGACCUGAUUCAAGUCUUGGCAAUCAUCGCUGCCACCGCAACGGGUGCCUCACCAGCUGAGCUGUCUCUAUUGCUCGGACCCGACCCUUUGACAUUGCGCACAACACUUCUUCUGCCGCUACAACCCCUGCUACAGGGUGACGUCAACGAUGUAGUGCCCCUUCAUCUGGUUUCACCGCUUUUGAAAUCAGGCAUUGCUCACUGGGCAGCUGAGCUCGGGAUCGAGGCUGACUGGGCACAGCAUUGCCGGUGGCGACUGUUUCUGAGCAUUCGACACCACGAGCCUGAACAGGAACCGCGUUGUGCGUCCGAGCUUCAAGCAUGGCCACCGACCCCGGGCCAGGCCACUCCUGAAAAUGCUAUGUUACUCGUGGCCGCCGCGUCCCCUACGCUAGUUGGCACUGAGCUCAAUUUUGCGGACAUGACCAAGUUGGCCACGCCAUCGGCGUUUGAGGAGCUCAUGCAGGUGCUGCGUUUGCAUCGAGCAUUUAAAUCCAUCGAGUUACACAAAAACCAUAUCACGCGUACUGGAGCCAUGGCCAUGGCCCUGCAUCUACCAGCUCGUGCCUUGGUAUCUGGCGUUGAGGAGUGGAAGCGAGCUUCUGUGCUGGUAGCCAUUCGAGAAGGCACUGCCAGCGAACUUUGCCUGGAUGAGAACAUGAUUCUGCCUCCCCCCAUUAUCAAUUUCCUGGGCAAUGCGCUGGCCUCUUGUGAAGCCGUCACCCGCAUCACGCUGGUUCGCCAGACGCUAACAGACGACCAAGCAACAGCACUUGGACACGCUAUGGCGCGCAUGCCAAGCCUUACGCACCUCAAAUGGAGCAAUUGUGGCUUGAACAACAACGGGGUCCUUGCCCUCUGUGAUGACCGACACAAUGCAUUGCGUCUGCGCCAGCUCGACUUGUCUCAGAAUAAACUGCGAGACGAUGUUGGUGCUGCCCUCGGCCGGUGUUUGAAGGGAGCCAGCCCCUUGACACAUCUCAAUUUGGCGGACAACCUUUUGCAAGACAAGGGUUCGCGAGGGCUUGGCGAUGCGCUCAAGAACAACACAAAUCUGAAAGUGCUCAACUUGUCUCGGAACAAAUAUAUUACGCAGAUGGGCGUUCGCUUCCUCUGCGAAGGCCUCAAGUCCAAUACGGGGCUGCGCCUAUUUGCAUUUGUCGACAAUAUUGGCACUGGGGAUGCUGGAGCCCUGCAGUUUGCAGAAGCUCUUCGUCACAAUCGAAGCCUUGAGGAGCUCGAUAUACAUGGCAACAAUAUCGGCCCAGUGGGCCUGAAUGCUUUACAGGACGCCGCGCAAAAUUGGCCCGGUCAUCUCCAAGUUUAAGCCCUCUACAAGUUUCACAUGUCAUUUCUCAGCUGCUACCAACAUUCAAUUUACAUCUGAUCGAC